Messenger RNA from Drosophila sechellia, 1080 nucleotides. It is a transcript of the gene meep, whose product is annotated as ester hydrolase meep. NCBI's taxonomy places the organism in Eukaryota, Metazoa, Arthropoda, Insecta, Diptera, Drosophilidae. Bases 68 to 1036 code for a protein of 322 amino acids. The transcript is spliced from 2 exons. The record is from RefSeq and is a predicted model, not a curated record. Gene Ontology annotation, cellular component: nucleus. Gene Ontology annotation, molecular function: zinc ion binding; hydrolase activity, acting on ester bonds.
UCAGUCGCUAGCUUACCUCCAGCAAGGAAAGUCCCUGAACCCGUACCGAAAUAUUUGCAGAGAUACCAUGAACGGGAGUCACCUUCAAACGGAUCAGCUGCUCUUCGAGGAGAGGGCACUCCAUGGGCCGCCCCUCUCGGAACUGAAAAGAGUCAUACAGGGUGCUCUGGAUGAGAACUUUCGGACCGUAGAUGUCAGUGUGGUAGCUUGUCCGGAUUUAAGGGACUCCCAGUUUGGCCUUGUGGAGAGUGGACUGAGAGGAAAGGCCACUCUUCUGGAAGCAGGAGGCCCACCCUACUUGCGGCCUUUGGUGCAGCGAGAUAAGCUCUACAAUCUGAAGGAGAUCACACGGCGGGCCCAAGGAGCAGGAAAGAUCUUUGCAGUUGGACCGGGAGCAGGUCCCUGGCCCAUUCGCCACUCCAAUUGCGAGGGCAUCUUUAAUUUCUCGCUAAGCGAAACGGAUGAACUCACCCAAGGAAGCUACACGGCCACUGUGAGGGGAGCGAAUGAGGACUGUGUUCUCGAAAGGAUUCCCGAAACCGAAUCCCGUGCUGCUCUGAUCCUAAACCUCUUCCUUAGCGAGGGAAAACCUGGUGAAGUGCUCCGAAUUUCCGCAAAACAGCGAACUGGAGGGGAAAACUUUGUGGAAUGCAUUCGCAAGGGUCUGGAACGGCACUACGGAGACCAGGUGGUGGGCUUGGGAGGAAUCUUUGUGGUCAGGAGGGGCUGUGUCCACCAGCACGUAAUGCGGGAUUUCAGCAAGACGCCCAUCCACACCCAGGAACAGAUCCAAAACUGGUUGAAGUUUUACGAAAUGCCCGCCCAGCUCAACGCAGUGGGCACCUUGGUGACCAAGGACAUGGGAGUGGACCUCCGCCUGCAGCACUUCCACUCGUUUUCCUUUGCCAACUGGGGAGGCCACUACCACUACGACACCACGCCGGACACAGUGGAGUACGAGGCCUAUCUGAACGUGGCCGAAAGAGUGAUCCGGGUGGACAGACCCGUGACGACCGAUCAGUUGGGCAGAGACUGAUUCAUCCAUCUGCUCAGCGUUCCUGCCAAAAAUAAACGUCUUCG